ACCAAGCUUCACAGCAAAGAAGUAGCAUAAGUGAAUUAUUGAAGUUUCUUCAGCAAUGGCUUACUUUUGGAGCUCACUGGGUGGACUUUCAUGGAUUUGUGAAGGGAAAUUUACUUUGGCUUCUUUCUGCAUUCAAAGAAGCAUAAUUGAUGGAAUAAAUCUGUUGUUCAUGUGUGUUUUCUACCUACUUAUGCUGAUAGGCUUAGGUAGAAAACACCAUGCAAGUGGUAUCAGCAGAAAGGAUCGUGUUUUGGUGGUAGCAUCAAUCUGCUGUUUUAUUACUAGCAUGAUGUACUUUAUCAAUCUUUUGUAUAAUUUCAUUGAUCAAAAUGAAAAAUCAGAUUAUUUAAGUUGGGUUGCAAGUACUAUUAAGGGACUAGUUUGGACCUCUCUUGCAGUUUCUUUGCUCACUCAAAGGAGCAAAAGUAUCAUAUGUCUAAACACUGUUUGGUGGGUGUGCCUAUGUGCAUUGCUUUCUGCUAUGAAUAUUGAAAUUCUUCUGAGAGUACACACUAUUCCUGUGUUUAAUUUGUUGCCUUGGCUUGUAAGCUUCCUUCUUCUCUUUUGUGCUUUAAGAAACCAUGGUUACUUUAUUUCAAAACAAUCCCAGAGUAACACAAUGUUUGAACCAUUGUUGUGUGAAACUGAAAAGGUAGAAACAAGCCAGACAGGAUUAAGCCAGGCCAAUUGUUUUAGCAGAUUCACAUUUUCUUGGAUUAAUCCUUUACUCUCUUUGGGUUAUAAAAAGCCAUUAGCUCUUAAAGACAUCCCUUCUCUACCUUGUGAAGACAAAGCUAAUUUCUCUUUCCAAAAGUUUGCUCACACAUGGGAUUCCUUCUUAAGUGAGAAUGGUUCAAACAGUCCCAAGAAUCAGGUUAUCUGGACCAUGUUAAGAGUCUUUACGAAAGAGAAUAUAUGCAUAUCAAUUAAUGCAUUAGCUAAGUCUAUUUCUGCAGCUCUUUCACCUUUGAUAGUAUAUGCCUUUGUAAACUAUGCAAGUCGCAGUGAAGAUAACUUGUGUGAGGGUCUUGCUAUAUUGGGGUGGCUGGUUCUUGCCAAAUUGGUGGAGUCAGUGUGUGAGAGGCACUGGUACUUUGACUCAAGGAGAUCAGGUAUGAGAAUGAGGUUAGCACUAAUGGUGGCUGUGUAUGAUAAGCUGUUGAGGCUUUCAAGCUUGGGAAGGAGAAGGCACUCAACUGGGGAGAUUGUGAAUUACAUAGCAGUUGAUGCCUACAGGAUGGGAGAAUUUUUGUGGUGGUUCCACACUGGAUGGAGCCUUACAUUGCAAAUUUUCUUAUCCAUUGUGGUGCUUUUUUGGGUUGUGGGACUUGGAGCUCUUCCAGCAUUAGUUAUUCUUCUCAUAUUUGCAUUCUUCUUCAAUCUUCCAUAUUCGAAGAAGAUUAAAAAUUGUCAGUCACAAAUCCUGAUUUCACAAGAUCAGCGACUCAGGUCAACUUCAGAGAUCCUGAAUAGUAUCAAAAUUAUUAAAUUACAAUCAUGGGAGGAUAAAUUUAUGAGCAUGGUUGAGUCACUUCGUGAUAGUGAGUUCAAAUGGUUGGCUGAGACGCAGUUCACAAGGGCUUUUGGAACUGUAGUGUUUGUCCUUUCUCCAACAGUUAUUUGCGCAGUAGUGUUAUUAGGAUGCACCCUCUUUAAGACUGCUCCACUAAAUGCUGUAACUAUAUUCACAGUUCUUGCCGCAUUGAGAACCAUGGCUGAACCCGUUAGAUUCAUACCUGAGGCUAUUUCUGUUGUUGCACAAGUUGGAGUUUCUUUGGAUAGGCUUAACACUUUUCUCCUUGAUGAUGAACUCAAAACUCGUGAAAAAGGGAGCAUUUCAAUUUCAAAAUCAGAUAAUUGCAUUGAAAUAGAGGCAGGUAAUUUCAGUUGGGAUGAAGAAUUAGUGACCUUGACCUUGAGAGACAUCAAUUUAAGCAUAAGUCGGGGACAAAAAGUAGCAGUUUGUGGACCAGUUGGAGCUGGAAAGUCUUCUUUAUUGCAUGCUAUCCUUGGAGAGAUGCCAAAAAUUUCUGGAACUGUUAGUUUGAAUGGAGCAGUAGCCUAUGUUUCUCAAACUUCCUGGAUUCAGAGUGGAACAAUUCGGGACAACAUACUCUUCGGAAAAUCAAUGGAAGAAAAUAGAUAUGAGAAUGCCAUUAAAGCAUGUGCCUUGGACAAGGAUAUAAAUGGCUUCAGCCAUGGUGAUCUUACAGAAAUAGGCCAGAGAGGGCUUAACUUGAGUGGAGGACAGAAGCAAAGAGUUCAACUUGCGCGUGCUGUCUAUAAUGAUGCUGAUUUAUAUCUUCUUGAUGACCCUUUCAGUGCAGUAGAUGCACAUACUGCUUCAGUUCUAUUCCAUGACUGUGUCAUGAGUGCUCUAAGAGAGAAAACAGUCAUCCUAGUGACUCAUCAAGUGGAGUUUCUGACAGAAGUUGAUAAAAUUCUGGUUAUAGAGGGUGGGUGUAUUUCUCAAGCAGGAAGCCAUGAGGAGCUGUUAACAUCUGGGGCAACCUUUGAGCAGCUUGUGAAUGCUCAUAGAGAUGCAAUAACUGUUCUGGAUAUACGUCAAAGCCUAGAAGAAUGUCAAGAAGUAGAUAGAGCCAAUAAUGAAAAACAGCAUCAUGUGUGUGAACCCAGUAAAAAAAACAAUGAUGGAGAAAUAUGUGAGACAAGUUUUGAAGGGCAACAACUUACUCAAGAAGAACAAAGAGAACUGGGAAGUGCUGGAUGGAAACUAUUCCUGGAUUACGUUAUAAUCUCCAAUGGGAUGCUUCUUAUGUGUUUGAGCUUCAUAGCUCUGAUAGGUUUUGCUGUUUUUCUGACUGCAUCAUCUUAUUGGCUUGCCAUAGCCAGUGAAAUUUCAAGCAUCUCCAGUAUCAUGCUGGUUGGAGUUUACACAGCAAUGGCAUUUUGUAGUGCUACCUUUGCUUAUGUGAGGGCUGUUUUUAUGGCUCAUCUUGGAUUAAAGGCUUCUAAAGCAUUCUUCUCAGGUUUCACUUCUGCCAUUUUCAAUGCUCCCAUGUCAUUCUUUGACUCAACUCCUGUUGGGAGAAUUUUAACCCGAGCAUCAUCAGAUUUGGCUAUUUUGGAUUUUGAUAUACCUUUCGCCAUAAUCUUUACAGUACAAAGUGGGAUUGAGCUUAUAACAGGAAUUGGGAUUAUUUCUUCAAUCACAUGGGAAGUUCUUAUAGUAGCCAUUCUAGUUGCAGUAGUAGGAAACUACAUUAAGGUCUACUAUGAAACCUCUGCAAGGGAAUUAGUAAGAAUUAAUGGAACAACAAAAGCUCCAGUUGUGAAUUAUGCCACAGAGACAUCAGCAGGAGUGGUCACAAUAAGAGCUUUCAAUAUGGUGGACAGAUUCUUCCAAACAUUCCUACGUCUAGUUGACACAGAUGCUGCACUUUUCUUGCAUACUAAUGCUGCUUUGGAAUGGUUACUAGCAAGAACUGAAAUACUCCAAAAUUUGAUCUUUUUCACUGCAGCUUCUCUAUUUGUCUUUCUUCCCAAGGGAUCAAUAGCUCCAGGUCUUGUGGGACUUUCUCUGUCUUAUUCUUUGUCAUUGACAAAAACCCUGCUGUAUUAUACUAAGUGGUCUUGUAACUUGUCAAAUUUCAUCAUCUCUGUUGAACGAAUCAAACAAUUCAUGCAGAUACCACAAGAGCCUCUAAAAAUAAUGGAAGAUAAAAGGCCACCACCUUCAUGGCCUUCCAAAGGCAGGAUAGAAUUUCAAGCUUUGAAGGUUAGAUAUCGUCCAAAUACUCCAUUUGUUCUGGAUGGAAUCACAUGUACUUUCAAAGAAGGGACUAGAGUAGGGGUUGUAGGAAGAACAGGGAGUGGAAAAACAACUCUUUUAAGUGCAUUGUUUCGUUUGGUAGAGCCUACAAGUGGUACAAUUCUAAUUGAUGGGCUUAACAUAUGCUCAAUAGGCCUGAAGGAUUUAAGAAUGAAGCUUAGCAUCAUCCCUCAGGAACCAAUCCUUUUCAGGGGUAGUAUUCGAACCAACUUGGACCCACUGGACCAAUUCUCUGAUGAUGAAAUAUGGAAGGUUUUAGAGAUGUGUCAACUCAAGGAGGCUAUAACUGGACUACCAUAUCUACUGGACUCAUCAGUGAGUAGUGAAGGCGAAAAUUGGAGCAUGGGACAACGCCAAUUAUUUUGCCUUGGAAGAGUCCUUCUGAAAAGGAACAGAAUUCUUGUUCUGGAUGAAGCAACAGCUUCCAUUGAUUCUGCCACAGAUGCUAUUUUACAAAGAAUCAUCAGACAGGAAUUCUCUGAAUGCACUGUUAUUACUGUGGCUCAUAGAGUUCCAACUGUAAUAGACAGUGACAUGGUCACGGUUCUUUCCUAUGGAAAAUUGGUGGAGUAUGAUGAACCUUCAAAACUUAUGGAGUCCAAUUCUUCAUUCUCCAAGCUUGUAGCUGAAUAUUGGUCUAGCUGCAGGAGGAAAUCUUUGUAAAGGAAUUUCGGACUUUGUCUGAAUUCUAAGCUUAGCUUGCCUUUGUAGUUGCUUGCAUCCCUUUAUAGUUGAGACACAAAAAGAAAAAGAAUGUGUGUAUAAAGAAAUGAAAAUUCAGUAAGCUUUAUUUGAUGAAUAAUCAUAUGUGCCGAAGUUCAUUAUUCACAGAAUACUCCAACAAGCAUGAAUUUUAAAUGAGAAUGAUUCUUAAUCAUUCGUAAAAAAUAUAGGGAUAACCAAUGAAGUAUUUCACAAUAUGUGAAAUUGGAUGCAGCCAGAAACAGA
Messenger RNA from Abrus precatorius (Indian licorice), 4741 nucleotides. Its product is annotated as ABC transporter C family member 8-like. NCBI's taxonomy places the organism in Eukaryota, Viridiplantae, Streptophyta, Magnoliopsida, Fabales, Fabaceae. The record is from RefSeq and is a predicted model, not a curated record. Gene Ontology annotation, biological process: transmembrane transport. Gene Ontology annotation, cellular component: vacuolar membrane; plant-type vacuole. Gene Ontology annotation, molecular function: ATP binding; ATP hydrolysis activity; ABC-type transporter activity. The coding region runs from base 56 to 4456 and encodes 1466 amino acids. The transcript is spliced from 12 exons.